Sardina pilchardus (European sardine) is the source of this 1893-nucleotide messenger RNA. RefSeq names its product major facilitator superfamily domain containing 11 (gene mfsd11). The transcript has 14 exons. The record is from RefSeq and is a predicted model, not a curated record. The coding region runs from base 247 to 1617 and encodes 456 amino acids. Lineage: Eukaryota; Metazoa; Chordata; Actinopteri; Clupeiformes; Clupeidae.
CGACAGCAUAUUUGAUGUUCUACCGUACAUCCAGUGGUCACGCAGGAGAACUUGACCGGCUAGUCGGCAAGUCACAUGAUUUUCAUGACACUCCUGUCUGCACGCGACUGGGAUCUGCUCGCAAAGGUUACAAUGAUGGGACCUUUUGUUUAACCCGAAAACUCGUUUGAGACGUAACGUAAAACUACACCCGUGCUACAUUCGGUGCCCCGCGAGACGGUGACACAGCCAGCACAUCCCGUCAUCAUGAGUCCCGAAGGAAAGUCGCUGCUCAACAUCAUCAUCCUCGGCUUCGGGUUUAUGUUCAUAUUCACCGCCUUUCAAACAUGCGGGAACAUCGAGCAAACCGUGCUGAAGAGUUACAACAGCUCAGACUUCCAUGGAACUGGAUACACCAGUAUGUCCAUCAUCUACGGCGUGUUCUCAGCCUCCAACCUCAUCGCUCCCUCAGUGGUGGCCGUCAUUGGUCCACAGCUGGCCAUGUUCUUCAGUGGUCUUCUCUACAGUGGCUACAUUGCCAUGUUCAUUCAUCCACUGACCUGGAGUUUCUACACGGCGUCGGUUGUGGUCGGCAUCGCUGCAGCAGUGUUGUGGACUGCUCAGGGGAACCUGUUGACCAUUAACUCCUCAGACAGCACCAUCGGCCGGAACAGCGGCAUCUUCUGGGCCCUGCUGCAGUUCAGCAUGUUCUUUGGGAACCUGUACGUCUACAUCGCCUGGCACGGGAAAACACACAUAUCAGAUAAGGACCGCCAGACGCUGUUCAUCUCCCUGACGGUCAUCAGUCUGGUGGGCAGCUUCCUGUUCUUCCUGAUCCAGCGGUCCGAGCCUGACCCCGUCCCCUCUGAGGGUUCCGAGUCCCUGUUGCCCGCGGAUACCUCACUCACCGACAGCAGCCCUGCAGUACUCUCAGCACGUCCCAGUUUAGGCUUCCAGGCCCUGGAUGCCUUCAAGAAGGCUCUGAAGCUCUUUGUCACCAAAGAAAUGCUGUUGCUCAGUAUAUCCAUAGCCUACUCAGGGCUGGAGUUGACCUUCUACAGUGGCGUGUACGGCACCAGUAUUGGUGCCAUGACUGUGUUUGGAGACAACGCCAAGAGCCUGAUCGGCCUUUCUGGCAUCUUCAUUGGCAUCGGGGAGAUCCUGGGAGGGGGCAUAUUCGGGAUGCUGAAUAAGUGUAACCGGUUCGGACGGAACCCCGUGGUGCUGCUGGGGCUGGUCACACACUUCGUGGCGUUCUACCUGAUCUUCCUCAACAUCGCCAGCGAUGCACCCAUCGCACCUGAGGAGGGGACACACCUGCAGGCCUUCAUCACGCCCAGUGCAGAGGUGGCCCUGUUGUGUAGUUUCCUGCUGGGUUUUGGAGACAGCUGCUUCAACACGCAGCUGCUAAGCAUUGUGGGAUACCUGUUCCGUGAGGACAGCGCCCCAGCCUUCGCCGUCUUCAAAUUCAUCCAGUCCAUCAUGGCGGCGGUGGCGUUCCUGUACAGUAACUACCUGCUGCUGCACUGGCAGCUGCUGGUGCUGGUGGUGACGGGCUUUCUGGGCACGCUCAGUUUCUUCCUGGCCGAGUGGCUCGCCGUCCAACGCCAGCGCGACUCCGACUACGACAGCAUCUGACCAAUCACACGCCAGCGUGACUCCCACUACCACAGCAUCUGACCAAUCACACGCCAGCGCGACUCCGACUACCACAGCAUCUGACCCCAACGGCCGACCCACCCUCGUGCACACACACACACACACACACAUAUAUACACACACGUGGGUGUGUGUGCUUGCCUGCCCAGGGGUGGGUGGCAGGGGCACAUGAGACGCUCUGUUCCGCUGUGGAAUGCCAGCUGUACCGCCUGCCUGAGCGCUCGGCCCAGACUCUCUUCAGCGCGGGGGGGGCAC